CGCUCAUGCUUUGUGUGGUGGAUGAUGGGACAAUAGCCGCUCAUAUGACGAUGAGCCCCUUUGGCUAUUCAUAGUUAUUGUCCACAGUUACGUCUAGCUGUUGUCAGCUGGAGUGUGUCUGUGGUGUGCGCAAGCGUUUUCAGGAAAAAACAAACAGAAGAAAGCUCAAGAUGUGGAAACGAGAAAAAAUGUGGCUGAUUAAGCCACCUACUGAGCACCCAAAGGAGUCAAAAUACAGGCCUGUGCUGGAGAGUUUACUCCCCCGUGACCCAAUGAGCAGGUUUAAUCUGAAGAGAGGCUCCCCUAAAGAUGAGUUCCCAAACCUGGACCAAAACUACACCCUGAUGGGCCAGAUCCUCAGCCUGCACAUGUAUACACGACAGUUCAACCGGGCAACUGAAAGCGGGGUCAUUUUUGAUGAUAUCAUACGCCCCGGACUUGAGGAUCCGAGUCAGCCCACAGGACCGAAAGCAGUGGGCUGUUUAGCAGGAGAUGCUCAGUCAUAUAUCCUGUUCUGUGACUUCUUUGACCGUAUUAUCGAGUCUUACCAUGGCUACAAGGUCACCACUGACAUUGUUCAAGAGAGUGACUUCAAUUAUGACAACCUGAAGGGUGGUGAUGACUUUGAUCAAGAAUAUGCUAUGAGCUGUGAGGUGACUGCAGGCCGCAGCAUUGAGGACUACUGCUUCCCCACACACUGCAGCAGAGGAGAGCGCAGACAGCUCUUCACACUGGCCAAAACAGUUCUAGAGCAGCUGGGUGAGGAUCUGCCUGGAAAGCUUUACUCCAUAGAUGAACUCAGCCAUGAGAGUGAAGAUCGCAAGGUUAUGAUGGACUCUCCACCACUGUCUUUGAUAAAGAUCGGUGUGGCUCGUGACUGGCCCGAUGCAAGGGCACUGUGGUUAAGUGAGGAUGGGACCCUGGCUAUUUGGGUGAACAUGGAAGACCACCUGAAACUGGUGUCUUACAGAAGUGAUGCCUGCUUACAAGAGGCAUUUAAAACGAUCUGCAUCAGUGUGAUGAAGUUGGAGACCCUAUAUAAGAAACUGAGACAUGCAUUUAUCUGGAAACCUCACUUGGGCUGGGUGGUCAGCUCACCUGCAGAGGUCGGCACAGGCCUGAAGGCAAGCGUCACAGUGAAACUGCUGCAUCUCGCCGAGAACAAACGCAUGGACGACAUCCUGGAAAGACUACGACUUCAGAUGGAAGUAACUGAUUGUCCUGGCAUCUACAAAAUCAGCAACCUGCAGACCAUUGGUUUUAAUGAAGUGGAGCUGACCCAGCUAGUAGUGGAUGGGGUCAAACUUCUCAUCCGAAUGGAGAAAAGACUGGAGAACAAUGGUGGUAUAGAUGACCUGGUACCAGCUCAGAAGUGAAGCGACCAUCAGGCUUUUUGUUUUAGUGACAACCGAAAUACCAUUGGUCUAGAGAAAAGUAUUCUGUUCUGAUCAACACCAUGAUGAAAAAGGGACUUUGCAACAAGUUUUUCUUGAUGUUUGUAAAAUAUUGUUGAUGCUAGCUGUUUGGUGAAUCUCAUGUAGAAAUGUCUAGAUUAUAUUUCACCCUAUUCUACAUAAAGACAAUGAAUUC
Carassius carassius (crucian carp) is the source of this 1590-nucleotide messenger RNA. RefSeq names its product zgc:172076. Gene Ontology annotation, biological process: phosphocreatine biosynthetic process. The transcript is spliced from 9 exons. Bases 171 to 1376 code for a protein of 401 amino acids. NCBI's taxonomy places the organism in Eukaryota, Metazoa, Chordata, Actinopteri, Cypriniformes, Cyprinidae. The record is from RefSeq and is a predicted model, not a curated record. Gene Ontology annotation, molecular function: creatine kinase activity.